Messenger RNA from Melanotaenia boesemani (Boeseman's rainbowfish), 2660 nucleotides. It is a transcript of the gene slc35f4, whose product is annotated as solute carrier family 35 member F4. Gene Ontology annotation, biological process: transmembrane transport. Gene Ontology annotation, molecular function: transmembrane transporter activity. Gene Ontology annotation, cellular component: membrane. The record is from RefSeq and is a predicted model, not a curated record. The coding region runs from base 400 to 1647 and encodes 415 amino acids. The transcript is spliced from 7 exons. Lineage: Eukaryota; Metazoa; Chordata; Actinopteri; Atheriniformes; Melanotaeniidae.
GAGUGAUUGCGCCAUGCCACACACACUUGAAGCUCAGUCUCCCUUAGAGACAGUGGCAAUGCUGGAUCGUGGCAUGACAGUGCAACAGUACAGACUCCACUGAGCUGUGUCACUAUCCAGACAGAGGGAGAGCAUCAGUAACAGAGAGUGCACUGGACUGGAGAAGAACACAUAGUCCGGAGAGGAGUGCUGGGAAGAAGAGUUGACAGAGACCUACCGCUGGAGGGGGCCAAUCAGGAGUGUGAAAAAGGAGCGGAGGAAUCAGGAGUCUGAGGAUGCACGGAGUUAGCAGGAGAAACUGCUGAGCGUGCAGCAGCAUCAACCUGGGCACACUUAUAUCCUCAUAUACGUAUACACACACCUUCCACAGGAGGACAGUGUGUGGUGCCCCAGUGGAGGAUGAAGAAGCACUCAGCCCGAGUUGCUCCUCUCAGCUCAUACAGCACUCAGGUCCUGACCUGCCCCAACUCUGAAGGAGAGGAAGGUUCAGAGUCUCGUGCAGAUACACCAGGCAGCGAUACCAGCCAAGAAAGUCGGUUUUACCAGUCAUAUACCAACACAGCUGUGAAGGUGUUGGGCGGUCUUCUGAUGGUGUUGUGUGUUUCCUCCUCCUGGGUGGGUACCACUCAGGUGGUGAAGCUCACCUUCCAGUCAUUCUCCUGUCCCUUCUUCAUCUCCUGGUUCAGCAGCAACUGGAAUAUCCUCAUCUUCCCCAUCUACUACUCAGGACAUGUAGUUACCACACGGGAGAAACAGACCCCCAUACAGAAAUUUAGGGAGUGCAGCAAACUCUUUGGGGAAGAUGGGAUGACUCUCAAGCUUUUCGUAAAGAGGACAGCACCCUUCUCAAUCCUGUGGACACUGACCAACUACUUGUAUCUCUUAGCAUUGAAGAAACUGACCGCCACUGAUGUCUCUGCCCUCUACUGCUGCCACAAGGCCUUUGUCUUUCUCCUGUCAUGGAUAGUCCUGAAGGACCGGUUCAUGGGUGUUCGGAUUGUUGCAGCCAUAAUGGCCAUCACAGGUAUUGUCAUGAUGGCUUAUGCUGAUGGUUUCCAUGGUGAUUCAUUUGUGGGGGUGGCAUUAGCAGUGGGCUCCGCCUCAACUUCAGCUCUCUAUAAGGUGCUUUUCAAGAUGUUUCUUGGUAGUGCCAGCCUUGGAGAAGUAGCUCAUUUUCUUUCCACCAUGGGCUUCUUCAACCUUGUCUUCAUCUCCUGCGUGCCCCUUAUCCUUUACUUCACUAGAGUGGAGUACCUGGGUUCACUCUCCUCACUACCCUGGGGAUACCUGUGUGGACUGGCAGGGCUAUGGCUGGUGUUCAAUAUUUUGGUCCAUGUUGGAGUGGUGCUGACUUACCCCAUUCUCAUCUCCAUAGGGACACUGCUCAGUGUGCCAGGCAAUGCAGCUGUGGAUGUUUUGAAACAUGAGGUGAUCUUCAGUGUGGUCCGUCUGGCGGCCACCUGCAUCAUCUGCCUGGGAUUCCUGCUUCUGCUGCUGCCAGAGGAGUGGGACUCGGUCACUCUGCGUUUCCUCGCCACCGUUGCAGACAAGAAGACAGAGGAGCAUGGAGAAGAACUCACAGAGUCCAGUGUCCACACUCGAAGCCGCAGUCGAGCAAACGGCGCUGUCUCCAUUCCCAUGGCAUGACAGGGCUGAGUUCUUACAUAAACUACUGCUCAUCUUCCUCCAGUCUCACCCUGGAGAUGCAGGAAGAUGCUGCGAUCCCAUAGGCAGAUCAGGAAGACAGGAAGUAUUGCUGUUAACUUUUAAACUUCACUUUUGAGAUGUACCUGGUCACUUUACAACAGGUGGGGGGAAAGAAAACAUUUCUGAAUCAUGCAAACCGAAAGGUUUGAUAGUGUUAUUUACUUUUUUAAAAUACUUGCCACGCUCUAUCCUCGCACGCACCCAAACCAAGAGCUGACUGGCUUCUCCUGACAUGCUCUGCAGACUGUAUUCUGUGAAUAUAAAUAUUGGCAGGGCCAGUUUGGCUCAAUCAUCUAUGUAUUUAUGAUAUUUAUUUAAAUCUAUACCAAUAAGACUAUUCAUUUUAGUUAUACUGAACAGCAUUAUAUACAAGAAUGGCAAUUAUACUAUGCGUAAUGUACAGGCUCUUUUGGAUUUAUAAUAAAAGACAUAAAAAAUUCUCUUUCAGUGUGUUCCUAGUCAACACAGGGUCACAUGCAUGUUGCUGGGAUUUUUUUGUGAAAUCUUUUAGAUGUUUCAGAAAUAAUUUUGUUACAUCACAAUGUGCAAGAAUGCAAAAAAUACUAACAAUAAAGCUCUCACACCACAAAAAGGCCACAAAGAGCAAAUAUACUUUUCACUGUGCUAAAUGGAAUCAGUUCAUUAAAGGAGCAGGAUCAUCCUGACUGUAAAUGUCCUCUGAGGUCAUGUCCUUGGAGGUUUAGAGAAUACUAGCAGUUUUUGGCAAUAUUACAUAUUACUGCACAUACAUUAUGUAUAAUACUGGCUAUGGUUGAUGUUUCAUUUUGUUCUUUUAAAAAGCUGAGUCCUCUCCUUGAAACACAAAAAUUGCCUUUUAAUGAUAGAAGUUAAUAUUAUAAAAGAAUAUUGUAAAAUUUAAGUUGGGGUCAUUAUACUUUUAUGGGUAAAAUUACAGAAACGUCUGUAUAUGAAUGUAAUGUAUUUUUGUUUAU